Molecule: messenger RNA, 2203 nt
Organism: Spirodela intermedia
Lineage: Eukaryota; Viridiplantae; Streptophyta; Magnoliopsida; Alismatales; Araceae
Source: the annotation of a GenBank genome assembly
AUGGAUAUAAUCCCGAAACACGCUCCUGUUCUCCCUGAUCCCGUGCCUGUAAACAAGUCAAGAUUUGCCAUGCCGUCCAAUUUGCCACCGCGCUCCCCAACGGCGGCCACCUUUCCGACUCCUCUCUACCUUGCAAUAUCUUUGAAAAGGGCUGCUCCAGGAUUGUUUGAUGAUGUCCUCUCUAACGGUUGGCUGGACUCGAUGGCCUCAUCUUCUCCUCCCCGGAGAAAGCAAUGCAAGGAUACCUGCAUCGACUUUUUACAAGAAGAUACUGACGCUCCUUACCGUUCCUGGUUGGUGAGUCGACGGCACUCACUCUCGCUUCAUUUCUUGUCGCUGCUUCGAUGAAAUAUCUUUAUUUUUCUUCUUCUUCUGACGUGCGAAUUCUGCUUGUAGAUGAAGUACCCGUCGGCUUUAUCUUCAUUUGAGCAAAUCGCAGAAAAGGCCAGCAGCAAGCGCGUAGCUUUGUUCCUGGACUACGACGGAACCCUUUCACCCAUCGUCGACGAACCUGACCGCGCUUUCAUGUCCAAGGCGGUAAGUAUCUACCUGCUGGUCAUCAUCCUCCUCAAUAAUAAUCCAUCUUCAUAGCAAAACUCCAUCUUUGCGCUCUAUUCACACCUGGUUGUGAUUUUUGGGCUCCUUUUCAGAUGCGUGCCUCUGUACAAAAUGUCUCCAAGUAUGUCCCCACUGCAAUCAUCAGUGGGAGGAGUCGCGAUAAGGUGCUUGCCCCCACUCCCCAUCUGGUUCCCUCAGCUUCUUUUUAAAAUUCUCCUCGAAUGGCGGCCUCCUGGGCGAGAGAGUGAUCCUUCCCUCGUAAAUUCUCUCUUGCAGGUCUACGAAUUUGUCGGACUAACCGAUCUUUACUACGCCGGUAGUCAUGGGAUGGACAUAAUGGGCCCUGUCCGAUUGUCGGAGCCUGUCGAUAGCCAUCCCAACUGCUUCAGGUCCACUGAUAAGCAGGUCGGCGAUGCAUCUCCAUGCUCAAAUCCUUCUUCUUCCUCCUCUUUCUUGUCCGAUUCACUUCCUUAUAUGGUCUUGGUAUUCAUCUGCUGAUAUAUAAACUGAGGCCCCCCUCGUUCGUCCUCCUGUGCUGUGCAGGGUAAGGAAGUGAAUCUGUUCCAGCCUGCGAGUGAGUUCAUACCCAUGAUCGAGGAGGUAAUUUUCUGUGCCAUCUCCUCCUGUUUCUUCAUCUACUCCUUGUGUCCGUACGGGUGGUAAUGGGCUCUUCUGCCACUGCAUCUGCAAGCAGGUUUUUAGGUCCCUCGUCGAGAGCGCAAGCGAGAUUCCCGGCUCAAAGGUCGAAAACAACAAGUUUUGCGUUUCUGUCCAUUACCGUAACGUAGAUGAGACGGUACGUGGGGACAGAUGUCUCAGAACCACCCACCCACCCACCCCCCUCCUCCCCAUCAGAUCUCUCUCUCUCUCUCUCUCUCUCUCUCUCUCUCUCCCUCUCCCUCUCUCUGUCAAUGUAGAUGAGAAGUGUCCUUGACCUUGGGUUAAUUACCUGUUUCUGUGAGCAGAACUGGGCCGCCAUCGCCCAGCUCGUCCAUGACACGCUGAAGCAGUAUCCACGUCUCCGACUCACCUACGGGCGGAAGGUAUGAGCGCCGUCCCCAUCCAGAUGCCCCGCCACCUGAUCCUCGACCGACGCUGACCUACCUCUCUCUCCUUCUCUUUCUCUCUUCCCCAGGUUUUAGAGAUCCGCCCAGUGAUUGAUUGGAACAAGGGGAAAGCCGUUGAAUUCCUCCUUGAGUCCCUCGGGCUCGAUAACUCCGAUGACGUCCUCCCCAUUUACAUCGGCGACGACCGGACCGAUGAAGACGCCUUCGAGGUGCACCCCUCUCUUUCUCCCUCUCUCUCUCUCUCUCUCUCUCUCUCUCUUGUUCUUGUUGUUAGCUAAUUGGGUGAUGACGAUAUCGACGGCAGGUGCUAAGAAGCAGCGGGCGCGGCUUCGGCAUCCUCGUCUCCUCCCUCCCCAAGGAAACCAAGGCGUCCUACUCCUUGAGAGAUCCCUCCGAGGUAGGUGUACGGACCGAGCUUAGAGACCCACCCUCCCUCUCUUCUUCCCCACCUUCCUCCUCCCUCCUACCUGUUGAGUAUUUUACUUUAUCAUACCGUUGACACCGCCAACCCCGGCCAGGUGAUGGAGUUUCUCAAGUCGCUGGCGAGCUGGACAAAGUCCCCGGUUUGGCAAGGAUGA